Dacryopinax primogenitus is the source of this 2287-nucleotide messenger RNA. RefSeq names its product TPR-like protein. Lineage: Eukaryota; Fungi; Basidiomycota; Dacrymycetes; Dacrymycetales; Dacrymycetaceae. Gene Ontology annotation, molecular function: protein binding. The transcript has 3 exons. The record is from RefSeq and is a predicted model, not a curated record. Bases 853 to 1914 code for a protein of 353 amino acids.
AGAACAUGAACUUUGAUUACUAGUGGGUUACUUUGGCGGUGCCUUUCAUUUUCCGUUGUAGACAACUGAGGUCAUGAAUAUACUUUUGCUGCGACUGAACGCUCUCAGUUUCGCCCGAUUAUGUGCGAACGUGAACCCUGGAGCUGGACCCCCGCGAUUUCCGGCAUUCAUCCACGAUUCGACGAUCAUGGGACGUCACGUUCAAAUGGACGUGGCUGACUUGCUUCAAAGUAUAAUCUCUAUCCUGCAAAAGAUCGAACGGCAAGCGCGGGAAGUGCGCCACCAGACUGCAGAGUGCCUCCUCGUCGCCGCUCGCGCCCGGCGCCUGCUGGAGGAGGUAACCGCGCUCCUGUCGGACGAAACAAGAUGCAAGUCCUUCCUUUCCCGAGCUUGCGAGAGCUGUUCCUAGGGCAUAUCGACGUGUGCUCGACGAGCUGGCGUUUGUUGGAAAAUCCGGCAGUGGGCGGUUUGGAUCUACGGAUACGGGCAAGGCGGUGGAGCAUGCGAAUGAGCAGAUCGAUCUUGUUAGCAUAAUUUGGAGGGUGAGUUUUGAUGAUAGGGAAUGACCUGGCCGAUGCUGAACUCUGCUGGUACAGCUGGAGCCGGACCAGUCCAAGGAGGCGGCGACGGUGGUGCCUGUCGUCCCUAAGCAACUUUCCAAAAACGAGUACGUUCGCGUCCUUCCUCGCCCAUUAUUGGCCUUGAUGAGGUUCCAGACUUCUUGCACAACGAGCCGCUGAGCUUGAAGGCCCCGCCUCUACCUACGUAAAGGAUCAUCUCUGGAUAGCCUACGGGCUCUCGCAAGCCGAUGCGUACAAGGCUGCCGAAUCUCAACUUCAGACCGCCUUCAACAUGUACAACAAAGCUGCAUCGAACGGGCUGCAAACCUUCGGCGUCGCGCGCUGCCAGCUUCGCCUUGGCCAGAUCGCGCUCAAGCGACGCGAGGUCCCCUCUGCGAUCUCCCACUUUGGAGAGGCGAGAGGUAUCUUCCAGGCGUUCAAAUUCGAUCCCGGAACGGCAGAGGCACUCGAAGGGCUGGCAUUUGCGGAUUGGCUGAGGUACAAGCUGCCGGAGGCCAGAAAGCACGCCGAGUGGUCGCUUAAGUUGAGAGAGGCGCAGCCCGACCAACUCGUCAUCUCACGCAGUUUGAUGCUGCUCGGAGACUUAGACAACACUGAGUUCCAUGUUCAGGAGGCCGAAGCACGGUAUACUCGAGCGUUGGAGAUUAGGCGGGGGCUCGCAACUGAGCGUCCGCUUGCCGAAUGCCUCGAUAGCCUGAGCAAACUGUAUGCUGGAAGAGGCGAGCUGGAUCGAGCGGAGCUGAUGCUUAAGGAGUCAUUGAAGCUGAAGACCGACGUGGACGACGAGAUCGGCUGCGCUGUGACGCAAUUCUCGCUUGCUAAGAUCGCCUGCCGCAGAAAUCAGAUUCCCGAUGGGAUACAGUCUAUGGAGAAGGUCCUAGCGGCUGCCCGGGAGGAAGGCAACAAAGAACUCUCAGGUUCUGUUCUGCUCUUUCUUGGAUUCGUCAAUCGACAACUGGGGAAAACAGAACUCGCCAGAAAUCACCUUGAGGAAGGAACGAAGAUUUUCCUCGAGGAACUCGGCCAUCUCAAACUGCUCAAGUUGAUGGCAGUCGCUGGAUUGACGAUCCUUGCCAGCAUUGAUGUGAAGGAAAAUAGGCUCACUAAGGCGGAAAAGUGGAUCCACCUAGCUCAGGAUUUGGCCGACAACACACGCUCCAAACCCGCACUGCAAGCCGUGUACGCUGUACGGUUGGAGUUGUGUUCUGCACAAGGGAAUCACCGAGAAGUCGAGAAGAUGGAGAAGAAAAUAGAGCAGCUCAAGCAGGAGACCGGCAACGUGCUGAUAGAGUUUUCGCUACGAUCGUUCCUGCGUACUUUCGGGUGGUUCUAAUAUUGCACCGUCCGGUUGUCGGCGGAGAUUGUACAUACCACUGUCCUUCGAAUCAUGUUUCGCCAAUGGAUAACUGCCCAAUAAUGCCGAGUCAUAUGGGCGUUCGAUAAGGCGGCCUAGGCCGCUCAACCAUUGUCACGUGAACUAUCUCAACAGGCGCAUCGCAAAAUCACACGACCCUCAAGCCUGUAACUCGAGGAAAUCCAAGCCAUCUCUAGCCGGAUAUGCCACCCGACUCCCCGAUGAACGCGCUCUCAAAGUCACUGGCUGUAUAUGUGUCAAACGCAACUGCCUGUUCCGAACAACCACCGCGUUCCUUGAAGAUGGUUCAAGCCGGAUGUACCCCGUAUCCCACCUUGGGUGAUUCGGUCUU